Molecule: messenger RNA, 2305 nt
Organism: Symphalangus syndactylus (siamang)
Lineage: Eukaryota; Metazoa; Chordata; Mammalia; Primates; Hylobatidae
Gene: HOXC4
Product: homeobox C4
Biological process (GO): anterior/posterior pattern specification; positive regulation of transcription by RNA polymerase II; embryonic skeletal system morphogenesis
Cellular component (GO): nucleoplasm; nucleus
Molecular function (GO): DNA-binding transcription factor activity, RNA polymerase II-specific; RNA polymerase II cis-regulatory region sequence-specific DNA binding
Source: RefSeq, a predicted model, not a curated record
AGCAGGGGAAGGCGAGACUUCUGAACUCUGCUUUUGCCAACCGCUUCCUGUCUCUCUUCAGCGGGGGCUCAACCCCCAGACCUUCAGAAAUGACGUCAGAAUCAUUUGCAUCCCGCUGCCUCUACCUGCCUGGUCCAGCUGGGACCCUGCCUCGCCUGGCCCAUGGCCAGAGGGUUGGAGGGGCGCUGCCCGGUGACCUACACAGACUGAGACACGAUCGCCAUGAACGGAGACCUCUGGAAAAGCUCAGAAGCCGAGGCCCACGGGGCCCAGCAGAGGCCUGAGGGGAGACCCUGGGCGGGGGCUGAAUCACUGCCUCCCGACAGCCCCCCAAUGCCCGGGCUUUGGAGGGGAGCCGGGAGCUUCCCAUCUCCUUUUGCAGGGGAGGGUUGUCAGUCUGGCGGGAUGUGCACUGGGGGCACCCCAACCCCUACCAGCUAACCCCACAUCACCACCCACCCCCGCCCCCCCAGCACCACCACCACCACACACACAAAAAAAUUGGAUACAUUUUGAAUAAAGCGAUUCGGUUCCUUAUCCGGGGACUGAGUUGCUCCGUGUGAUUGGCCGGCGGAGUCACAUGGUGAAAGUAACUUUACAGGGUCGCUAGCUAGUAGGAGGGCUUUAUGGAGCAGAAAAACGACAAAGCGAGAAAAAUUAUUUUCCACUCCAGAAAUUAAUGAUCAUGAGCUCGUAUUUGAUGGACUCUAACUACAUCGAUCCGAAAUUUCCUCCAUGCGAAGAAUAUUCGCAAAAUAGCUACAUCCCUGAACACAGUCCGGAAUAUUACGGCCGGACCAGGGAAUCGGGAUUCCAGCAUCACCACCAGGAGCUGUACCCACCACCGCCUCCGCGCCCUAGCUACCCUGAGCGCCAGUAUAGCUGCACCAGUCUCCAGGGGCCGGGCAAUUCGCGAGGCCACGGGCCGGCCCAGGCGGGCCACCACCACCCCGAGAAAUCACAGUCGCUCUGCGAGCCCGCGCCUCUCUCAGGCGCCUCCGCCUCCCCGUCCCCAGCCCCGCCAGCCUGCAGCCAGCCAGCCCCCGACCAUCCCUCCAGCGCCGCCAGCAAGCAACCCAUAGUCUACCCAUGGAUGAAAAAAAUUCACGUUAGCACGGUGAACCCCAAUUAUAACGGAGGGGAACCCAAGCGCUCGAGGACAGCCUACACCCGGCAGCAAGUCCUGGAAUUAGAGAAAGAGUUUCAUUACAACCGCUACCUGACCCGAAGGAGAAGGAUCGAGAUCGCCCACUCGCUGUGCCUCUCUGAGAGGCAGAUCAAAAUCUGGUUCCAAAACCGUCGCAUGAAAUGGAAGAAGGACCACCGACUCCCCAACACCAAAGUCAGGUCAGCACCCCCGGCCGGCGCUGCGCCCAGCACCCUUUCGGCAGCUACCCCGGGUACUUCUGAAGACCACUCCCAGAGCGCCACGCCGCCGGAGCAGCAACGGGCAGAGGACAUUACCAGGUUAUAAAACAUAACUCACACCCCUGCCCCCACCCAUGCCCCCACCCUCCCCUCACACACAAAUUGACUCUUAUUUAUAGAAUUUAAUAUAUAUAUAUAUAUAUAUAUAUAGGUUCUUUUCUCUCUUCCUCUCACCUUGUCCCUUGUCAGUUCCAAACAGACAAAACAGAUAAACAAACAAGCCCCCUGCCCUCCUCUCCCUUCCACUGUUAAGGACCCUUUUAAGCAUGUGAUGUUGUCUUAGCAUGGUACCUGCUGGGUGUUUUUUUUUUUUUAAAGGCCAUUUGGGGGGUUAUUUAUUUUUUAAGAACAAAAAGCUGCAAAAAUUAUAUAUUGCAAGGUGUGAUGGUCUGGUUUGGGUGAAUUUCAGGGGAAAUGAGAAAUGAGGAAAAGAAAAAAGGAAAGAAAUUUUAAAGCCAAUUCUCAUCCUUCUCCUCCUCCUCCUUCCCCCCUCUUUCCUUAGGCCUUUUGCAUUGAAAAUGCACCAGGGGAGGUUAGUGAGGGGAAGUCAUUUUAAGGAGAACAAAGCUAUGAAGUUCUUUUGUAUUAUUGUUGGGGGGGGGGUGCGGGAGGAGAGGGGGCGAAGACAGCAGACAAAGCUAAAUGCAUCUGGAGAGCCUCUCAGAGCUGUUCAGUUUGAGGAGCCAAAAGAAAAUCAAAAUGAACUUUCAGUUCAGAGAGGCAGUCUAUAGGUAGAAUCUCUCCCCACCCCCAUCGUGGUUAUUGUGUUUUUGGACUGAAUUUACUUGAUUAUUGUAAAACUUGCAAUAAAGAAUUUUAGUGUCGAUGUGAAAUGCCCCGUGAUCAAUAAUAAACCAGUGGAUGUGAAUUAGUUUUA